Messenger RNA from Triplophysa dalaica, 391 nucleotides. Its product is annotated as acetylcholine receptor subunit alpha-1-A-like. The coding region runs from base 11 to 391 and encodes 126 amino acids. The record is from RefSeq and is a predicted model, not a curated record. Gene Ontology annotation, biological process: monoatomic ion transport. Gene Ontology annotation, cellular component: membrane. Gene Ontology annotation, molecular function: extracellular ligand-gated monoatomic ion channel activity. The transcript is spliced from 4 exons. NCBI's taxonomy places the organism in Eukaryota, Metazoa, Chordata, Actinopteri, Cypriniformes, Nemacheilidae.
ACUACCAGCCAUGGACCUGCACCGCCUCAUUUUGACUUUUGCAUCCGUCUGUUGGGUGUCUGCUGAUAUCUCAUGCAACUCUACAGACCGAGCUAGAGCUUAUGUUGCACUUUUUAAACACCUUGACCUGUCCAAUAACAACAGUCUGACUAAGAACAUGCGGCCCGUUGAUGAAUAUAAUGGUUAUACCUGGGUUUCAAUAGAUCUCGGUGUGACCGCCAUCACAGAUGUGAAUGAAAAUGCCCAGAUCAUUACAACACAAGUUCAAGUUGAGACUGCGUGGAUAAACAAAAAUAUACAUUGGGAUCACCGAAACUAUUGUGACAUUUAUACAAUUACAACUCUCAAAGAUGGGUUUUGGGCUCCCGACAUUGUUGUUCUCGAAAGGUAA